Messenger RNA from Rhagoletis zephyria (snowberry fruit fly), 2409 nucleotides. Its product is annotated as protein 4.1 homolog. Gene Ontology annotation, molecular function: cytoskeletal protein binding. NCBI's taxonomy places the organism in Eukaryota, Metazoa, Arthropoda, Insecta, Diptera, Tephritidae. Gene Ontology annotation, biological process: actomyosin structure organization. Gene Ontology annotation, cellular component: cytoskeleton; plasma membrane. The record is from RefSeq and is a predicted model, not a curated record.
UAUUUUUUUUUUUUGUUACAGAUAAAUCCAGUACAAAACUGUCAACAUUAGUAAAAUAGGACAUUAGGAAAAAUGCCAGCGGAAACGAAAACUGCCACCGCUGCUACCGAGGCUGAUACGCCUUCGAAGAAUAAAAAAGCGAAUACGACCGGAAAAGCUGGACUGGCACGUGUCACGUUGCUUGAUGGCUCUCUGCUUGAUGUCACAAUCGAUCGUAAAGCCAAGGGCCGCGACCUGCUUAACACCAUUUGUGCUGGGCUUAAUAUUGUGGAAAAAGACUACUUCGGUUUGACUUAUGAAACGCCCGUAGAUCCACGCACCUGGUUGGAUUUGGAUAAACCAGUUUCUAAGUUUUUCCGUAGUGAUCCUUGGGUGCUACAAUUCGCAGUGAAAUUUUAUCCACCGGAGCCUGCACAGUUGCAAGAGGACAUUACUCGCUACCAGCUAUGUCUGCAAGUGCGUAACGAUAUCCUCGAAGGUCGUUUGCCAUGCACAUUCGUCACGCAUGCUCUGCUAGGUUCGUACCUAGUACAAUCGGAGAUGGGCGAUUAUGACCCGAAAGAGAUGCCCGAUCGCCGUUAUUUGAAGGACUUUAAAAUAGCACCAAACCAAACACCAGAGUUGGAGGACAAGGUCAUGGAUUUGCACAAGACUCACAAGGGCCAAGCACCUGCUGAAGCAGAAUUGCAUUACUUGGAAAAUGCCAAGAAACUAGCUAUGUAUGGGGUAGAUUUGCACCCGGCCAAAGAUUCGGAGGGUGUUGACAUCAUGCUGGGUGUCUGCGCAUCGGGGUUGCUUGUGUACCGAGACAAAUUACGCAUCAAUCGCUUCGCAUGGCCCAAGAUUCUUAAGAUUUCUUACAAGCGUCAUCACUUCUAUAUCAAGAUACGUCCCGGGGAAUUUGAGCAGUAUGAAUCCACUAUUGGCUUUAAAUUGGCCAAUCAUCAGGCAGCUAAGAAAUUGUGGAAGUCAUGUGUGGAGCACCAUACAUUCUUCCGGCUUAUGACUCCCGAACCACCGACCAAGUCAUCACUGUUCCCUCGUUUCGGUUCAAAGUACAGAUACUCAGGGCGCACUUUGUAUGAAAGUAAGCGGAAUCCAAUUGAUCGUACAGCGCCGAAGUUCGAUCGGAGUUUGUCUGGUAGACGUUUGACAUCGAGAAGCAUGGAUGCUCUCGCAAUGGCCGAGAAGGAGAAAGAUGCUCAGAAACGUCACACCAUGGGACAUCCACCAGAGCAUAUUCCCGAUUUUGAUUCACCACGUAGUCGAAGUCCAUUGAAAAAGGAUAAGAAAGAGAAGUUGAAACGUGAAUCGAGCACUGGUACAGCUUCCGCCUCUUCGCAGAGCUCACUCGAAGGCGAUUAUUCGACCCAUACCGGUGCUGAUGUGGCAGCCGGCGAGUCAGCUUCGGCCGUCGCCUAUUUUGGCAAGGAUCAGGUUAAUUUCAUUUUCAACAGUCAAUUUCUAUAUCUCCAUAUUUACUAUAGCUAUUAUCGUAUACAUACAUACAUACAUAAAUACAAUAAUUUUCUUGAACUCAGUUCCUUAAGUUAGAAGUUUUUAUUGCCUUAUUUCCUUCUUUAUUUAUCUAUUUUAAUUAGUUGUUAUGUAUUUUUUGAUCUCAGCUUUAUGUGUCUUGUUAUUUUACAUUCUUGUCACUCAGAGUCCGUGAAUCAAUCAAAUCAGUAUUAUUGAUAUUUGGUAAUUGGUGUCGAAUUUGCUCGAUAAUUUAACGCUUUACCUAGUCAGUACGCUUAAAAAAAGAAUUUUUGCUUUAGCCUAAGUCAAUUUACAAAUGAAUUCAAGCAUAUAUGAACCCAAAAUAUUUAUUCUGUACUUACCUAUGUACAUACAUAAAGUAGUCUCAAAUGUGAUACAUUUUAAAAUAAAAAAGCCUUAAUCCUUAAUUUUAAGGUACAAGGCUACAUAGCGUACCACCAAAUUAAUGAAUAAGCGACCAUUAUUUUAAAGUUAACCACAUCUGAGGCUAUUUUAAGUAGGUAAGUAAAAGUUUUCCAUAUGUAUGUAGUUGUAGGGCUGCUCAAAUAAGGGUAGUGUGGUACAAUCUAUUUAGUACGAUUCACGUUGCUUUCAUUCUUUACUGUGUUUAGGAAAACUCCAUAAAUGGGAUUUUGGAAUUAUAAUGACAUUUCUAAAGCUUCGAAUCCGAACAUACAAUUUUGUUUUUAGAAUAAAAACACAAAACACCUUUUAAUAGUUUUAUUUAAAGCCAAAGAAAGAGAAAAAACUUGAAAAAUAAUACAAAAAUGUAAACUCACAAUAUAUUCAGUAGCGAGAAUAUAUGUAAAUAGGAAAACGGAAUUUCAGCAAGUUCUAGCUACUCUCCUUUGUUUAAAAAAUGUUUAUUAUUUUUUAAUGAAAAUAUAACUUCCUGUCUAAAAAAACACG